This is a messenger RNA of Culicoides brevitarsis, 1572 nucleotides long. RefSeq names its product transcriptional adapter 3 (gene Ada3). The coding region runs from base 195 to 1532 and encodes 445 amino acids. NCBI's taxonomy places the organism in Eukaryota, Metazoa, Arthropoda, Insecta, Diptera, Ceratopogonidae. Gene Ontology annotation, molecular function: transcription coactivator activity. The record is from RefSeq and is a predicted model, not a curated record. The transcript has 2 exons. Gene Ontology annotation, cellular component: SAGA complex. Gene Ontology annotation, biological process: regulation of transcription by RNA polymerase II.
ACAAAGCAUUCACGGAAUUUAAAUUUAUUGAAAAAAUUACCUAAAAACCUGUUUUUUCGUUAAAAAAUUUCAUCAAAACUCUUAUUUGAGUUUCAAUUCACAUCUAGAUUGUGAAAAUUUUCAAGUGAAAUGUUUUGAUUGGUGGAAAAUCGAAAAAAAUAAAAAGCUUUAUUCCGGUCUUUGAAACAUAAACAAUGAACAGCAAACGGGGAGUCACUGCAUCAAAAAAUCGCCCAAGUGGCGCUACUUCGUCGAAGGAAUCUCUGACGCCCAUCAUUCCGCACAUAAAAAUCGUGGACAAUGCCAAAACUCUGCCAAAGUUCACAGCUGCCCUGGCUCGGAAUCCGGACGACAUUUUGCCUGCUGAGGAAUUGGAUGCCAUUCAACUUGAAUUGGAGCAUUUGCUGUCGACGGUGGCUUUGCGGUAUCGCGUGUUAAAGAGCGAAGUGGAUACAAUUGACAAAGCGGAAGAGAAUCGCGAUAAACGAGGACGCGUUCAAACGCCCAAAGAAAGUUCGCCGAACAAGAAGAAAAAAUUCGACGAACGAAAUCGAUUCCGUGAAGGCAGCGGCAAAUUAUUCAGCACAAGUCAACGACAAAAAAUGAAAAAUACCGUUUCCAGUUCUCCCGUUCCGUCGUCAUCGCACGAAGAUAGCAUGGAUGCACCUCCGUCAUGCUAUGCUCAGAACACGCUCUCAAACAAGGACUCAAGUUCCAAAUUUUUACUGCCCAAAAAUGACAUCCCGAACAAAUUUUGGCUCUCCGUCGAGCCAUAUUGCAUGCCAAUCACACAAGAAGACAUCAAACUACUCGAUGACUUGAUCGAAGAAUACACCGGGACCGGAUUACCCGCUAUUCCGGAUCUUGGGCCGCAUUACGCGAUGCGAUGGGCCAUGGAAGAUCUAAAAGAAGCGCAAGAAGCCACAGGCGGCACAACACCCGUCAAGAAGGAAAAUGGUCACACAACGCCACCCAAAAAGGGAGAAGGCAAACAACUGGGCGACGGAGUUCUUGGACCCUUGACGCAACGACUCGUUAGUGCCCUAAUUGAGGACACAUCAAGUGCCGAGCAUGCCAGCAACGGAAGCGAAAGUGGCUUGGUGAAUGGACGUGACAUGCAACCGAUCAUGAAAAAUGGCAUUAAUAUUGAGAAGAGACUGAAAAAGGAAUUGGUUGAACACGGGAUUCUCGAGGCGGAAGAUCUCAAGGAGGAGGACGAUGAAAUUCUCACGGAAAUUAAACGUGUGAGGGCGGAAUUGACGGCGAUCGGGGAAUAUAACGCGAAUGAGCUGCGAAAAUUGCAUACGGCAGCCGUUGAGGAAAUGAGACGACUUGAUGUUAAGAAGCAACUUGAAGCAAAAGAUCAAGAGAUUAUUGAGUUUUACAGAAAACUCCAAAUGAACCGUCAAAAACAUCGGCCAUUGACAAAAGCCGAGAAAGAUGAAGUGAUUCGUCUGUGUGAAGAGCAAAGACGCCUUUCGGAGCAUCUUGAGACAUUUACUCCUCCAGGACCUCAUUUUUCAAUUGAUUAAAUUUUUAUUUAUCGAAUAAAAAAUUAACUUGAUUUCAGAU